UUAUUGGUUUUUAUGUUGUCUGAACAUAUUUUUAGUUUAAAUCAUUUUAAACAAGACUUAUUUUAAUAUAAAUUUUAUUAAAUUUGAGAUACAGUAAAUGACCCUAAUUUCUCAGUGAAAUCGCAGACAGAAACUCAAUUAAAGUUAAAUGACACCCUAAAAUCCCCCUCCCGAACAUUUUCUGUGCGCGCCACUGCCCCACCCAGUCUGCUGACUGACUGCACCUUUCCAUGUCCUGGCAGAGAUCCGCAACAAUGAGGAGGAGGAGAAUGAGGAGGAGGAGCGCGCGCUAACCUGACCGGAAAAACUCAGACUCCCAGAGAUCCGGGAGCCUCCUGACACCCCCGCGGCGGAAUUCAGCACGGCUCCCCCGAUGAUUGAAGUGUCGAUCCCGUCGCUGGAGAAGGAGGUGGAUGAGUCCGGCAAGAGUAGAAAGCUUUUCAGAGUUGAAGUUUUGUUUAAUGAGAGGAAACAUUAUGUGCUCAGAAGAAGCAGCGAGUUCCAGUCUCUUCACAGAAAACUCAAGAAAAUUAUCCAGACUCCUGAUUUUCCGAGCAAAAGGAGCCCUCACCUGAGGACCAAACCCAUGGAGCAGAGGCGACAGGAGCUGGAAGUUUACAUCCAGGAGGUCAUCUACCAAAAUGAAGACGUGCCACAGAUCCUGCUGGACUUCCUCCAUUUGAAACACUUCCACACAGGAAACAGACAGAGCAGCUUCGAAUCGUUGGAUGAACUGGAAAGCCAAGACGACAAUUAUCAAUAUUCAAACCAGCCCGUGUUAAGAUUCUUUAAGGAUCCUUAUCUCUCCACAUGCUUGCCAGGCCUCCCUGAUAUUGUUGCAGACGGAGUUCUCCAGGGAUUUUACCCGCGGGACGUCCGGGUCAGUUUCACCGCCUCUGCCCUCGCCACACCUGAUCAGAGCUCUUCUGUAGAGGCCUGAAGAAAAGCACAACCGAGCACACAAUACAGCACACAGACGGCUGACGUCAAAGAAACCUUUUGAAAGGAGAGUCUCCGUGGAACUGCCGCUCAUCAGGAUGCUGUUGCUGAAAUGGUUGUAUUUGUAGCAGAUUUCUAUCAAAUAUUUACUCAUUAGUUUAGAAUUUCCCUUUUGAAUUGUGGACAUUCCAAUAAAACUAUUGUGCAGCUA
Messenger RNA from Oryzias melastigma (Indian medaka), 1150 nucleotides. RefSeq names its product sorting nexin 22 (gene snx22). Gene Ontology annotation, molecular function: phosphatidylinositol phosphate binding. The transcript is spliced from 7 exons. The record is from RefSeq and is a predicted model, not a curated record. The coding region runs from base 374 to 940 and encodes 188 amino acids. NCBI's taxonomy places the organism in Eukaryota, Metazoa, Chordata, Actinopteri, Beloniformes, Adrianichthyidae.